Caenorhabditis sp. 36 PRJEB53466 is the source of this 1163-nucleotide messenger RNA. The record is from the annotation of a GenBank genome assembly. Lineage: Eukaryota; Metazoa; Nematoda; Chromadorea; Rhabditida; Rhabditidae.
AUGGACGCCGACAUGUUCCAGGACAUUGACUUCUCGCAGCCGCUCCACUUUGCACUCUCCCAACUGCAAGGACCGCCGGAUGAAGAGCAGCAGCAGCAGAAUUCCAUUCAGUACAUGAAGCCGGCCGACUUGAGCUCGAUGUGCGAUGAGGGUGACAACGAGGAAUUCCCGCCGGCAACCACCGAAGAGAUCAUCGACGACUUUGUGGAGAAGUUGGACAACUAUCCGAAACUGGUGAUGGCUCUCAUGAAACGAGGCCUUUUGCGGAAGAAGCAGGCGUGCAGAAAGUGCGACAAAGUGAUGCACUUGAGAAGACGAAAGAACGCCUACGAGGUACGCUCCAGAGCAUCAGAAGCUCACACCCUUGACCCCGUUUUCAGUGGCGCUGCCGUACCCGUGACAAGAAAAGGGACUGCUCCUCGUGCUCCAUCAAAGCCGGGUCCUGGUUCGAACUGACCAAACAGCCGUUCAAAACAAUGUUCAACUUCCUGACUAUGCACUGCAAAAAGUAACCCGCCCCUCCUAAUUCUAUAACGUCCUUUUUUAGUUGCUCUCCGGGUCAUAUCGCCAGUCAGCUGAAGCUCUCGGUGCACACGGUCAACGAUAUUCGGAAGGUGAUGUUUGAGCUGGCGGAUCGGAUUCAUCAGAGAUAUCCUCCGAUCGGAGGCGAAAACAAGAGAGUCUAUCUGGAAUUGAUGACUGUCGGACCGCAGAAGAACAACGGAUACAGCCCCGAGUUCAAAGUUCUCGCGGGUCAGGAGCUCGAAUCGAGAAAGUGCUUCGUACAACUGCUGCCCGACGACACUCCUGCCACUCUUGAUGGGUACAAGACGGAGUUCGUCGCCAGAAACUCGGCUGUGACGAUGGUCGUGACUGCUCCUCUGCAGAAUCUGAGCUAUGCCAAGUGAGCCCUUUCCCCAGCACUCUCUUCAUCCGAAUUUUUCAGUCAAUCCGCCAAAUACCUGGACGAAACGACUCUCUACCCGCCAAACGCAUUCCAGCCGGACCUCUUCUUCACGAACCUCCGCAAACCGAUUCCAGAGCACUUCUGCCAGAAUUUCCAGUUCCUUCAGUUGUACUUGAACGAUCAGGUUGUGAGAAGAACAGAGGGAAGCAAGUACUUGGAGCGGUGUGUCGAGGAGAUUAUGAGUUUCACAGUUUAA